UUGUCCACAAGACCAAGGAGAAACGAAUCAAUUUACCGGAAGACCACACUUUGUUCUCCCAAAAGUAAAACAAUUGACCUUCCAAGUUGCAAUAAUACACCUACCGCAUUGGCCGUCGGCGCUCUGGUCCCCACUGCUAACCUCAAUGGCGAUAGAACCUCCAUUUCUCCUAGACCUCAAAACGCAGAAAAUCGGUUCGAAGGGCAAGGAUAUUCACCAUCCGCCAUUCAGUCCUUAAUCCAAGCGGUGGUACAUCAAACAGGGCCCAAAUCACCUUAUCGUCAUGCCCAGUAUCUUUUUCUUCAGUGAAAUACCUUAUGCUUCCUCAACUCCAUUGGCUGAACUGAAAACAGCUUUUCUUUUGGCCGUGGCUACCUUU
This is a messenger RNA of Umbelopsis ramanniana AG, 379 nucleotides long. RefSeq lists its product as uncharacterized. NCBI's taxonomy places the organism in Eukaryota, Fungi, Mucoromycota, Umbelopsidomycetes, Umbelopsidales, Umbelopsidaceae. The record is from RefSeq and is a predicted model, not a curated record. The annotation marks the transcript as partial. The transcript is spliced from 3 exons.